Lingula anatina is the source of this 1428-nucleotide messenger RNA. RefSeq names its product transcription initiation factor TFIID subunit 8. The record is from RefSeq and is a predicted model, not a curated record. Gene Ontology annotation, biological process: transcription initiation at RNA polymerase II promoter. Gene Ontology annotation, cellular component: transcription factor TFIID complex. Gene Ontology annotation, molecular function: protein heterodimerization activity. Lineage: Eukaryota; Metazoa; Brachiopoda; Lingulata; Lingulida; Lingulidae.
UUCGAAAAACAUGGCAGAAGCCGAUUCCAAUGUCAGUACAAAUCCCUACAGAAAAUCAUUGAAAGUAGCGGUUGCAGCCAUAUGCAACGAAGUUGGAUAUGGCGAGGCAGAAGAUAUUGCCAUUGAGACAUUAACUGAAAUGUUACAGAGUCUGUUGAGUGAGUUAGCACGUACAUCUCGGUCAUAUGCAGAGCUCUCAGGAAGAACUGAUGUCAUGGUGGCAGACUGUGUCAUGUCUAUGGUGGAUCUUGGCUUAAAUGUUGAGUCCAUAAAAGCCUAUGCCAAAAGACCGAAUGCAACAGUACUUCUACCACCCAGCCACACUCCAGCCAGUAACACCCCUAGAUCUCUACAGGUGGGGAGUAAAAAGGACCACCUGAGUCACAUCCCAGACUACCUUCCACCUUUCCCUGAUACUCACACUUACAUCAAAACUCCAUCCCACAUGCAACCUCCAAACGAAUACCAGGUUAUUCGUGAAAAAGCAGCAUCACAAAAGAGAGAUGUAGAAAGAGCAUUAACAAGAUUUAUUGCCAAGACAGGAGAGACGCAUUCUCUCUUUAAGGACGACACAUCUGCAUUUCCAUUGAUAGCUUGCAAGCCUACCCCUCACCCAUACUUAGAUGCAUUAUUACCAAAGGACCAAGAGCUGGACCAUGUUGAUCAGACAGAUGCAGGGCAACAUAAACAACCACCAGGAAGGAGGAAACGUCCAGUAGAGGAUGGACAAGGGAACACGCAGGACUCUGGUUAUGGCACACAGGACUCUGGUCCGUCAUCACAAACUAGUUUAGAUCAGUCUCAGUCUAAAGAGGAUGCAGCAGACAAUGAUGCCAUAGACAACCCUUUUCUAAGACCUGUAAAAUUUCCUUUGAAAAAAGGGAAAUAUUAUUAGUGUUUUCAUUGGGUACAAAAAUGUUGGACAUGUUUUUUUUUUCCUUUUUAUAAUAAAGUAUAUUGCUUUGCAAAAUUGGGUCUUUUGGUUCAAAGCAUCAUGUACAUUAGUGUAAAACUAUCUAAUAGGUGAACAGGGAAGAACUGGACACGCCAGCAGAAUAUAACUCUUUAUUUUAUCUUCUCCCUCCUUUGGGUAAGCAUACCCCAUGUUAUUAUACUCGUUACAGUUUUAAUUACUUCCCUAUAUCAUCAUGCACAUGUAUGUCCCCUCGUUGCUUCUAGCAAGUACCUCUGUAAACAUAAUGGUACAUAAUGUAAAAAAAAUUAAUUUUAUAUUUACAAACAAAACAGGAUUAGAUCCAUUUGCUACAAUGUUUACUUAUAUUUAUAAUCCAUAAAAUCUUUUUUUAAACCACUGACCUUUCUUUGAACCACGCACUUUACAAAUCUUCUAUGAAAAAUGUACCGUAGAUCUAUUCUUCCCUCUCUCUCACAUACACAAUUACAUAUGAUAUAAUAAUGAAAAAAAAA